CGCACCCACACCACACCACCUCGCCCUCCAAACCCCAUCAUCACCCACCUGCCCUUUUCCAUUUGCUUUGCUAGCUUCUUCCUCCUCUCGUCACCUCGCCAUUGCAUCCCAUCUUGUGCUCCCAGUUCUUGCUGCUGCUAGCUCGAUCUUUCGCAUGCGUCUAACUCCGUUCUCCCAAUCCUAGCAAGCCCUGAGAGAGACUGUUCUUGUGAGAGAGCUGGACACCAUCUCCCCACCCAUUACGCCUUAGCCAAACCUUGAGAAAAACCUGUGGAGCAUGUAACUCCAGUCCCUAUCAAAAAUCCAAACCCAACCCCCAAAAAAACACACAAAAAAAAGAAAUCAAGAUCUCCAAAAGCAUCGGUGUUGCGAAGCGAGGCGUAAGUUUUGGUAGGCUGGAUACUUCCCCACUAAUUCCUUAGCACAAACUCAACAAAAGCCUCCGGAUCAUGUAAGUUUCGCCAUCAUCUUUGCUCGCCACCCAACUGACAAAAAAACCAAAAAAAAAAAUAGCAAGACCAUCCAGCAUCAUGCAUCGCUAGUUGUAGCCAUACAUCAGUCGUAGUCUCUGCUAGUGAUCGGCCUGCUGGAGCCCAUCAUCCGGCCAUUAUCAUAGCAUCACCUCAGCAAAAACCAUCAAAUCAUGUAAUUAGUACACUUCAGUGACCUAUUUCUGCUGCACUGCCGGCAGUCCAAAAAACCAAAAAAAAAAGAGAUUGUCUUCGAGAGUGAGAGCGAGAGAGCAAGAGAGGGAGAGAGGAAGCAAGCAGGUGCUGGGGUAGAGCUAGCAAUUGCAACCGAGCAGCAGCUAGCAAUGGCGGAGCCGGGGUCGACGACGCCGCCGAACGGGUCUGCGCCGGCGACGCCCGGUACGCCGGCGCCGCUGUUCUCCGGCGGGCCGCGGGUGGACUCGCUGUCGUACGAGCGCAAGUCGAUGCCGCGGUGCAAGUGCCUGCCGGCGGUGGAGGGGUGGGGCAUUGCGACGCACACCUGCGUCGUCGAGAUCCCCGCGCCGGACGUCUCGCUCACCCGCAAGCUCGGCGCGGAGUUCGUGGGCACGUUCAUCCUCAUCUUCUUCGCGACGGCGGCGCCGAUCGUGAACCAGAAGUACGGCGGCGCGAUCAGCCCGUUCGGGAACGCGGCGUGCGCGGGGCUGGCGGUGACCAUCAUCAUCCUGUCGACGGGCCACAUCUCCGGGGCGCACCUGAACCCGUCGCUCACCAUCGCGUUCGCGGCGCUGCGCCACUUCCCCUGGCUGCAGGUGCCCGCGUACGUGUCCGUCCAGGUGCUGGGCUCCAUCUGCGCCAGCUUCGCGCUCAAGGGCGUCUUCCACCCUUUCCUCUCCGGCGGCGUCACCGUCCCCGACGUCACCAUCUCCACCGCCCAGGCCUUCUUCACCGAGUUCAUCAUCUCCUUCAACCUCCUCUUCGUCGUCACCGCCGUCGCCACCGACACACGCGCCGUGGGUGAACUCGCCGGGAUCGCGGUGGGAGCGGCCGUGACGCUGAACAUCCUCGUCGCCGGGCCGACGACGGGCGGGUCCAUGAACCCGGUGAGGACGCUGGGGCCGGCGGUGGCGGCGGGGAACUACAGGCAGCUGUGGAUCUACCUGCUGGCCCCGACGCUGGGCGCGUUGGCGGGGGCAGGCGUGUACACGGCGGUGAAGCUCAGGGACGAGAACGGCGAGACGCCGCGCACGCAGCGCAGUUUCCGCCGCUGAUCAUGACGACGCGCGAGACAUUAUUGUCCGGCCGGCCGUGCACGUCACGCGCCCUCGUCGUCCUCCUCCGCGUAACGCACGGCCACGCCGCGCGCGCGUCCGUGGUGUCCGUCUCGUACCGUGUCAAGUGUAUCGUGUCGGUGUCGAGUCGGUACGUACUGUGUCCGUGUCUGUGUUGCAAUAAGCCCCGUUCUGCUUCGUCCAGAACGGCCGGCGGCGUCCAGUGCUAUGUGUGGUCUGUGUUGUGACUUGUGAGUCGGAUUAUUCUGGGUCGUCAUUCGUCAAAGAGUCGUGUGUUUUGAACGAGUCUCUCGGUGUCGGGUUUGAUGCGAUCCAUCAUCGUGUGUCUUGAAUAAAAGCCACGCUGAUGCACCGGCUGACGGGCAUCUGGAUGUGUGGUUUCUGAAGUAGGACUGAUUUGCUUUA
Sorghum bicolor (sorghum) is the source of this 2146-nucleotide messenger RNA. RefSeq names its product aquaporin NIP3-1. Lineage: Eukaryota; Viridiplantae; Streptophyta; Magnoliopsida; Poales; Poaceae. Gene Ontology annotation, cellular component: membrane. Gene Ontology annotation, biological process: transmembrane transport. Gene Ontology annotation, molecular function: channel activity. The record is from RefSeq and is a predicted model, not a curated record. The coding region runs from base 815 to 1720 and encodes 301 amino acids. The transcript is spliced from 4 exons.